AUGUCUUAUUCCAAUGUCAUCGUUAAGAGUCUGGAUACAGACGUGUUCCUUAUUGCACUGAAUGCUAUAAACAACAUUAUUGCUAAUCUGUUUUUUGAAACUGGGAAAGGAAAUGCAAGGCGAAUCAUCUCGCUCAACAAGACGAAACAGCAUAUCGGAGAACAAUGGUGUUCCUCGUUAAUAGGCUUCCACAAAGGUAGGUCUGAUGUUAAUUCUGUUCGGUAUGAAAUGUUUAAAGGCGGCAAAUACGAUGAAGAGUUACUACCCUCGAAUCAAGAUUCACUUGACAACCAUAUACGUCGAGCUAACUAUCAAUGCUACAUCUGGCGACAUGCUGUGCAGCCAAUAUUACGUCUGCCAGACUUUUGUGACCAUGGUUGGAAGUUGGAUGAAGAAGGAAAUGUCACAAUUAACUGGAUGUCUCUUGCCCCAGCUCCCGACUCCAUUCUUGAGUUUGUUAAUUGUAAGUGCAAGAAAGGUUGCGAAAACAAUCGAUGCUCGUGUGUGAAGGCUGUAAUGAAGUGCUCCGAUCUCUGCAAAUGCACUGGCUGCAAAAACAGCUCGACGAACAUUACGGACAGUUUAGAGAGUGAUUCUGACACCUAUAAUUCGCCUGACGAAUGCAGUUCCAGUGACAAUAGCGAUGAUGAAAAUUAG
Messenger RNA from Paramuricea clavata, 657 nucleotides. Lineage: Eukaryota; Metazoa; Cnidaria; Anthozoa; Malacalcyonacea; Plexauridae. The record is from the annotation of a GenBank genome assembly.